GAUAUUCUUGUUUUUCUGACGGGUCAGGAGGAGAUUGAUUCUGGUUGCGAGAUCCUUUACGAACGAAUGAAGGCAUUGGGAAAUGACGUACCCGAGCUGAUUAUUUUACCUGUAUACGCAGCGUUGCCUUCGGAAAUGCAAUCGCGAAUUUUCGAUUCCGCACCGCCUGGCUCUCGAAAGGUAAUUAUCGCUACCAACAUUGCCGAGACCUCGCUUACCAUAGAUGGAAUAUAUUACGUAAUUGAUCCGGGCUUUGUCAAGCAAAAGGUUUACAGCAGCAAGUCGGGCAUGGAUCAGCUGAUUGUCACUCCAAUUUCUCAAGUAAGUAUCUUCUAUUAUCUAUCUUUAACCACUAUUCCUUAA
Protopolystoma xenopodis is the source of this 363-nucleotide messenger RNA. The record is from the annotation of a GenBank genome assembly. NCBI's taxonomy places the organism in Eukaryota, Metazoa, Platyhelminthes, Monogenea, Polystomatidea, Polystomatidae.